Messenger RNA from Puccinia graminis f. sp. tritici CRL 75-36-700-3, 3474 nucleotides. RefSeq lists its product as uncharacterized. NCBI's taxonomy places the organism in Eukaryota, Fungi, Basidiomycota, Pucciniomycetes, Pucciniales, Pucciniaceae. The transcript is spliced from 7 exons. The coding region runs from base 241 to 3474 and encodes 1077 amino acids. The record is from RefSeq and is a predicted model, not a curated record.
CAACCAUCCUUCUGGCCUGCUACGUACUUGGACUAACGAGCCUAUUUACGACUGCAAAAUUCUACAUCUAACUUUCCUCGUCGGAUGGAGCAAUAAACCACCGUCCAUAACAUUCGCAUCUCUGAAUUCCUCGCCAUCCUCUGAUUUUCAACCACUGCCUUUACAGUACUCCCUCUCAGACUCUUUCUCGCUUAUUUAGACUUCCUCUGCCGAUUAACUCGUUGCAGCACAGAUCCCACGAUGUCCUUCAAGCCAUCCAAAAAACAAUUCACCAAACGACCGGCUGCCUCUGCCACCUCCAAUGAUAAGGCAACUGGUCCAACUUUGGCCUCACCUGCCAGUGAGGAUACACCCGACCGGCCCCGCAAAUCCUUUUUUUCCUUCAAGGCCUCAACCAAACGCUCUACUUCUCGACCAGCGGUUAACCAUGUGCGCCCAGAUAACUCUGGCGUCAUACAGUUUCCUUCACUUGGCCAACAGAACCUCCCCUCUGAACCUCCUUCAACCAAUUCUGCAUUUCAACUCGAAAUACCAGUUCGCAACCUCAGGUCCUCCAUACUCUUCAGUCAGCAAUUUGAUUUGAAAAAGCUUGGAACUCACAACGAGUCUCUCCAUCGCGAUCCUUCGCCGACUCCCCUAAUGUCUGAUAUCCCAUCUAGACCUCUUCGCUCCACUACCCGACCAGCUAGCUGGAUGAUGAUGAAUGAUGGCACAUAUGCCCCUCCUAUAAAAGCACAAGUGCAAUCUGGUACAACCAGCGGCCAAGCUGGUCCAGAGACAUUUUACAAUGGGUCUCGUAUCUCGAACCGAUUUGAGAGUAGUGAUGAAGAUGGGCCUUCGCAUCGCUCGGCUGGAAGUGGCAUUCAUCUUUCUCCGGCUGUUCCCCAGCCGCAGCAGUCGGCAAAGUUGAUUGGUGUUUUGGCCGGGUACCAAGUCCAGCCCACACCUGCCUCCACUGUAUUAGCCGCACAGGCCGUGCCGGGACCAGCUCCCACUACUGUAGCUGCCCAGGCCGUCCCGGCACCAGGCCCCACUGUGGCUGCUCAGGCCGUCCCGGGCCGAUUACAGCCUCCCAUUACGAUACAUUCUCAGUCAGAUCCACGGCCCGCUUUGCCGCCCUCUCCGUCUCGUCCGGCUGCUCCAACCGCCAGCCCUCAGAAUUCCACUUAUUCUCCCCUUGCCGCUUUCUUGGGUCAGGCUAAAUCCAACGUCCCCGCAGUUUUGAGUAAAUCGGCCGUUCCUGCUGCACCUCAGAGUGUCUCAAAAGCCCCACUGCCUAGUAGCCUGUUAUCUGCCUUCCUGGGUAGCCAAUCAUCCACGGAAGAAAAAGCGAAAUCGUCCAAUGAGUCUCCGCUUGCAGCGACUGCUACCGCUCGACCAGCCCUAAAGCCCUCUAUAUCGCUCCCCAAAGUUCGAUCAAGUGAGGGGACCUCAUCGGCUCGUCUGAACACUCACUCGGCUGGAUUAUCUCCCGCCUCAGCCCGAACUCCGGCCUCCGAACGAUCCUCUCUGGUGCAAGAAUCAGUUAACGAUGCCGUGUCGGAACGCAGCCCCCCCAUCUCGCCCAGGCCCUCUCCAUCGCCUGUCGGCAAACCUGAUGUGACUACCCCCAAGACACCGGAAGUGAUUUACCCGACUGGUGGAUCUUCACCAGCCGACAAUGAUCAAGCUCCAAAGCUCGAAACGGCGGUCCCUUCGGCUAUACCAGUCCCCAUCUCGGUUGACACUUCCGUCACACGUUCCUCCUGGUCAUCCCCAUGCUAUUCAAGCUCUAUCCGCAGCGAAUCCGUUCUUAAUUCGGUUCAACCAUCCACCACUAGCACCAGUCCCAUGCCGGCAACUUCGGUAUUGUCACAUGCUCCAGAAAAACCAUCUCCAGCUAAGCGUGGUAGGUCCAGGAAACGCUCGGUCGAGAAGGUCUAUCUGGAUUCGUGCUCUCAACACUCUUCCUCAAGUAGUGACAACUACUCAUCAGUCGACGGUUUAGCUGAUACCAAGGAUCGCCACAGAAAAGGCGGUUCUGAUCAAUCCGGAGCAGUCACCGAUCCAUCCUCGGCAUGCUCUCAUUCGAGCUCCCCUCCCGCCCGGAACCUGGAGAAAUAUCGCUCAGCGAAUCUGGAUGAAAAGAAGCCGGUCUCGCAGGCUCAGGCAAAGUCUGAGGUACAUGAACAAGGGAACGAGCUCAAGGCUGAGAAGGGCGAUGAUAACGUCGUCGAGGUCUCAGAUCACCUGGACGAGGCGGCCGAGGGUGAGGAUCAGACGACUCCACAGCCCAAGAUCAAAUUCGAACAAUUGGUCUGCCACCCUGAUAUCUUCCGCAAGAUUAUCUGCCAUCUGGACUACUUGGACUUUUUCUCGCUCAGCCAGAUCAGUCAUGAGUUCCAAGAGGAACUUGAAGAUGAUCCGCGAUUGCGAGAAAUUAUCCUGAAAAGGUAUUUGUCUGGCUUCGGAUAUCGUAGUCUGUCACCCCACUUUAAGAUCGGACACAGACAGCGAGAGCUGGUGACGAUCGGCUUGAAGGAUUUGGCCAACUUCUAUGCUGGCCUGGAGUUCGAGUCCUUGGAAUUGAUCGGAUUCGCCAAGCAAGCACUCAAGCCCAAGGGACUCGACUACCGUACCGCCAAGAUGAUCCGGUCCUCUACCAGGGCGCACAACAAGCUGGUUGCUUACAUCAGAGCUGUCGAGGAGCUCGACCCAGUCCCAGCGAUGUAUCGACACGUCGGACGAUCUGAGGAACCUGUUUAUCGAUCUCAAGUCUGGUCGUACCUCAAGAAAGGGGAUGUGUGUUGGAACUUAGCAAUCGGGGAUUUCGGCAAUGAAGGCAAACUGCUGUUCGAUGGCAGAUUCCUGAGAGAUCUGUUGUUCGAAUUCGAUGAUGUUGGGCAUCUACCGUCAUGGCUAAACAUGUUAGAAUUCCCACCAUCAUACUUCCACAAGAUUAUCUCUAGUUCGACUUCGUCGCCUAUAUUUUAUCUAGACCUAUCCAGUUUCAAAGAAGAGAUUAAGAAGACUUUGCGAUUGAGCGAAGACAAGAUCGAAGUGGCUUCCCCUCAAGCACGAUACCGCGUCCAGAGAUGGGUCUACCGAUCGGUCAUCAAGAUCCCUCAUGGACAAUGGCAGGGCUACGUGGUGAUCGAAGUCGAGGGUACGAGCGAGCACGCUAACGACUUGCUCAGGAGAUGCUGUGUUCAUAGUGAUGGCACCCAACUCCAUGGCGAAUCAUGCGAGAAAAAAGUAGGCCGGGCAAGCUUUGGAUCAGACCGGUCAAUCCUGAAGAAAGGAGAACUUGAAGAGCCCCGUCAAUCGGUCUUCACUAAUAGUAAUAGUAUAUCCCACAAACACCCGAAGACUCUUUUUCGCUCCGAGACUUCACUCCUCACCAACCUUUCGCAGCUUUUUCUCACCCUGCACAUUCUGAAUCGCUCGAAAUCCUCCUCACAUAAUAAUCAUCCUCUCAACCUUGUUAAUCCUUGA